ACAGAUGAACUAACUAAUUGAAGAGAUUAGGGAUGGCAAGAGCAAUGAAGAGUGUGUGGGAAUUCGUUUAUGUUGUGGUAGCGGUAAUGGCGAUGAUAAGCGCAGGGGCAUACGCCUCUGUUUCGUGCAUGACUGUUGCUUCUGAUUUAACCCCCUGCGCUGGCUUUGUUUCAGGUGCCGCCGCUCAGCCGGCCAAGGCAUGCUGUGACGGCAUUAGGAGUCUGAAUGCCGCCGCCAAGACAAAAGCGGACAGGCAAGCCGCUUGUAAGUGCAUAAAGUCUCUUUUAGGCCCCGCUCUUAACUAUACUAGAGCCGCCGAAUUGCCCAAACGCUGCGGGGUAGACAUUGGCAUACCCAUCAGCCGUUCAGUUGACUGCUCCAAGAUCAGCUGAGGUGCCUGAAUUCUGGCAAUGAAGUCGCCACCAUGAGUGUGACUUUAGUUGCUGGAUGAGUUAUGUUGGUAUGCUUUAUACUGUUUAAAUAAUACGUCUGUACUUAUGUUGCUAUGCUUUAUACUGUUUAAAUAAUACGUCUGUACUGCACAGCUACCAAGUGGCUGUACUUGAAUAGAGGCUAUAUAAUAAGAAAGGUAUUAUCCUUCAGGGACAAGGAAAAUCAGAAACUGUUAACUGGUAUCGAAAAUUCUAAUAUAUGAGCAUUCUUAUUUUGCU
Messenger RNA from Cryptomeria japonica (Japanese cedar), 671 nucleotides. RefSeq names its product non-specific lipid-transfer protein 4.1. Gene Ontology annotation, cellular component: membrane. Gene Ontology annotation, molecular function: lipid binding. Bases 33 to 392 code for a protein of 119 amino acids. NCBI's taxonomy places the organism in Eukaryota, Viridiplantae, Streptophyta, Pinopsida, Cupressales, Cupressaceae. The transcript has 2 exons. The record is from RefSeq and is a predicted model, not a curated record. Gene Ontology annotation, biological process: lipid transport.